CUGUUUCCUUGACAAUGUCCUAGUAACCACUGCUAGCUUUCAAAACUGCGCAAAUGACAGCUUCCGGCUAUGCUUAAUUAUUAAUUUAUCCUGGGGUAUAAUGCAGUUUAAACGAAAAGACAAUUUAAAUGAACAAAAACGUAAGAUAGCCAAAAUAAAAGAGGGCAAAUAACCCAUUUAUUAAAACCACCGUAUAGAGCAGACAUUGCAGUGAGCCUAGCCGCAGAGCUAGCAGCUGCCCAGAGGAGCUGCUGCCAGUUCACAGUGAGUGUAACGUUAUCUGUUCGCCACACAAUAGCUAACAGAGCAACCCCUUUAUGUUGUAUCGUUAAUCUUCGAACGAUUGGAAAACCCAGAACAACAAUGGACUUUAAGAGGGACAAAGAUGAAAUUGAAUGUUCAAAAAUCACUACCAUGCUUUUGAAGUCCCACACAGGGGAGUUUGAUUUGGAGUCCAUCCUGUUUCUUAAAUUGAAGAAUUUAGGAAUUUAUGACCUUGGGUGUAUAGGAGAGUGUAUAAACCUGGAGAGGCUGGACCUCUCAGGAAACAACAUCACAAAUUUGGGACCUCUUUCACCUCUACGAAGACUUCUCAGUCUUAACUUGUCAGCUAAUAGAAUCUCCAAUUUAGAACCACUUGCCACCUGUGAAAGUUUACAGAGUUUAAAUGUUGCAGGGAAUGUAAUAUCUAGUGUAGAUAAUCUUCAUUCACUGAAGUCAUUAAGGAAACUGGAGAACAUCAGACUUAAGGACAACACUUAUAAUUUCACAAAUCCAGUCUGCAAGAAUCCAUCAUACAGACCUCUUAUUCUUGAAAUUUUCCCAAACAUGAAAGUGCUGGAUGGUGAACGGGUCGUAGGACGUGGAAGUGACUUAUAUCAACUAUGCAAAGACAUUGAUGAUUCUAUUAAAGGUAUGUAUAAAAAUGGUCAACUGCUUGAAGUGCGAGAGACAGAGCCUUGGGUGGAUGAUAGUUUUUGGGAGAUAAAGAGAUCAAAUAAUGCCAUCGUUGAUGAAGCCUAUAAACAAUUCAGUGAUGUUCUUCAUGAAUGCCGACUGCUGAAUAGUCGAGCAGGACAUUUGAUCUCACAAAAUGAACGUAACAUCAGCCUCAAGAAUCAACCAAAGCAGUAUGCAGUCUGAAUCUGGGUAUUUCUUAUGCUUAUCUUUUCCACUGCUUUUUCUGCAACUUUUCAAAAUCCCAUAAGCUUGAUUCAUCACCAGUGCCAGAAAUUCAAAAUCCUCCAGUCUUGCCUGCAGUUCGAGAGUUUAAGUUUUAUAACUAUGCUUGUGUGUUUUCCACUGAUUAGAGGGGCCAGUACUGUAGUUAUCCUUAUUUCAAACUGACCACUGUCUCAGGAUGGUUAGAAUCCAAAAAGUUCUUCUUUGCACUCCUAAAAACAAUGCUGUAUUUAACAUUAUGCUUUACAUGCUGCUAUUUGUAUGUUCUGUAAUGGUGAAGCAAUUGUGUUUAGCAAUCAAUUCUAUAGGCUUUCCCAUGUUGCUCUGCUUGUUUACAAAUUUUUAAGGGAGCCCUAUGUACUAUUUUUUUUAUGUAAUGUACAGGUGCAUCUCAAUAAACUAGAAUAUUAUCAUAUAAUGCA
Messenger RNA from Danio rerio (zebrafish), 1604 nucleotides. The record is from RefSeq and is a predicted model, not a curated record. Lineage: Eukaryota; Metazoa; Chordata; Actinopteri; Cypriniformes; Danionidae.